AUGUGGGCCAUGGUCAAAACUUGGGUAAGUUUCGGCAACGCCGAUUUGAACGUUCCGCCAGAUCCCAACUUCAUCGGACCGCCAUCCUUGAUCUGGGGCGAUGCAGACGUGCUUUGCUCCAUCGAUGCCACGCAGCGCACCUUGACCGCCACCGUCUUGGCCUCCGAGCGGGAGAUCACUGCGAAUCGGGACUACCAGCUGACCAUCUUUGUCAAAAACCCCACGCUGACCAUUCCGCCAGUGGAGGAGUCGCCCACGAACGUCUGGCAGCUGGACACCUUCGACAGUCCAUCCUCUUCUGGGGUGCUUCCGAUCUUCCGAGAUUCCAUCACCUUGAAGGGCUAUCCGGUGUACAACAAAGCCAGACAGUGGGUGGUUCGCAACCAGGAUCCGGUCACCGGGGUGUCCUAUCGCAACGGGUUGUCGGCCAUCCCUGGUCUCUUUAUUCAGUUACAGCUGCCCACCAAAUUGAUCUCCGGAGAUAUCGUUCUCAUCCAAGCGCCGGCCGGGUUCCUCUUCAACGAUG
Molecule: messenger RNA, 526 nt
Organism: Cladocopium goreaui
Lineage: Eukaryota; Dinophyceae; Suessiales; Symbiodiniaceae
Source: the annotation of a GenBank genome assembly